This is a messenger RNA of Peronospora matthiolae, 1347 nucleotides long. Lineage: Eukaryota; Oomycota; Peronosporomycetes; Peronosporales; Peronosporaceae. The record is from the annotation of a GenBank genome assembly.
AUGGACGCCUCCUCCCUCCGCAUCUCCAAGUUCGAUGGAACUAACUUCCACGCCUGGAAGUUCAAGAUGCAGAUGGUGCUGGAGGAACGGGACCUAUGGGAGGUCGUCAGCGGUGAGAUCAAGGCGGAACAGUGCGAGACUCAGUUGGACCAAGCGACGUACAAGAGGAAGUCAAGAAAGGCGAUGGCAGUGAUCUGUCUAGCCAUGGAAGAUUCCCAGCUACCGUUGGUCCGGUCGGCAAGUGGUGCAUGCGACGCAUGGUCAAGGUUGGAAGACCACUUCGAGAAGAAGAGUCUUGCCAACAAGCUGUUCUUGCGCCGUCGCUUCUUCACGACAAUGAUGGAAGAAGGCGACGAUGUGCUCGAACACAUCAACAAGCUCAAGACGCUGGCGGAACAGCUAGAAGCGGUGGGGGCUCCAGUCUGCGAGGACGAUCUGGUGAUCACACUUCUCGGCAGCCUGAGUGACUCGUAUCAAUUCUUGAUCACAGCUUUGGAGUCGCGCUCAGACACUCUUAGCUGGGAGCUCGUGACGUUUCGACUGCUUCAUGAAGAAAUGAAGCGGAAGGAGCAAGGAAGUAAAGGUGAUGAAGCUUCGCAAGGUCAAGCGUUCAUCACAAGGGACAAUCAGCGCAAAGGGCGACCAGUGAAGAAGUCCUGGCCGUGCCACAAUUGCGGAAAGAUUGGUCACUGGAUGGCGGAGUGCCCCUCGCGCAUCCAAGAAAACACGGAGAGACACCGGCCACAGCGUGCUCAAGACAGCGGCGACCGCUAUCGAUCACAACGUGCAAACGUCGCUCAAGAAGAAGACUCGGGCGACUACCUCUUUUCGAUCGGUGAAACGACAUCUGCGAAAUCGAGCGACAUCUGGCUGGUCGACUCCGGGGCGACGCAGCACAUGACGUGCUCCAAGAAGUUCAUGCGGAACUACAAGGGGUUUGACGCUGUGGAUGUCCAUCUCGCGGAUGAUGGAAUCGUCCAAGCAAUCGGCAGUGGGGACAUUGUCAUGUCGAUGAAGACACCCCAAGGGAUGAAGAAAGGUGUGCUCACAAACGUGUGGCACAUCCCAAAGUUAUCCAGAAACCUGUUCUCGGUCGGCCGCUUCACCAAGGAUGUCGGCCCAGUGACGUUCACGAAGGAUGGGUGCUAUGGAGAAGCGAAAGGGACCAAGUGGAAAAUUGGUGCCCGUGAAGGUAAGGGACUGUUCAAGCUGCAAAUGACUCCAGUGGCGCCGGAACAAGCAAAUGCAGCCAAGUCGUCGGGAUGUCAAGGGGGCACCAAGUCGUACCUCUGGCACCUUCGGCUUGGCCACAUAGGUCACGAUGGACUCAAUUGCAUCGUGACGUAG